This is a messenger RNA of Peronospora farinosa, 519 nucleotides long. The record is from the annotation of a GenBank genome assembly. Lineage: Eukaryota; Oomycota; Peronosporomycetes; Peronosporales; Peronosporaceae.
AUGGGGAGCAAUGAAAAAGAUGUAGCUAAACCUGCUGAACAGGAAACCACUGGACAAAAGCGCAAGGUGCCGGAAGAUGCCAAGAUCACGUCUUUCUUUAAGACUGAGGAUAAAAAUGAGGUGAUUUCAAAGAGUAAAGACAAGAAGGAGGAAGAAGAAGACGAUGAGGAAGAAGAUGAUGAAGAUGAAGAGGAUGAAGAAAAUGAGGAAGAGGAUGACAGUGAAGAGGAGGACGUGGCUCCAAAAAAGAAGAAGCGGCGGACGCGAAACAACGACGACAGUGAAGACAGUGGAGAUGAAUCGGAGCCCGAGCUCAAGAUGACGGAAGACGAUCUUGUAGGCGUCGACACGACUAACAUCAUCCCACGCUCACGGCGUCGUGCGGCUGUUGCUGCGAUGGCGUUGGCGUCGAAGGAGAUUGCGGCGGCAACGGGAGAUGUGCCACCUGUUGCUGCAGCUGCAGCCAAUGGCGGAGACGAUGACGAUGACGGCGAGUCUAGUGACGAAGCGGAGUUUUAA